Molecule: messenger RNA, 372 nt
Organism: Aspergillus eucalypticola CBS 122712
Lineage: Eukaryota; Fungi; Ascomycota; Eurotiomycetes; Eurotiales; Aspergillaceae
Exons: 1
Coding region: 1-372 (123 amino acids)
Source: RefSeq, a predicted model, not a curated record
AUGUCAUUAGUAGUAUUUACUUACUAUGACUCCUAUGAGGCUGCCAAUCAGAGUACUGCAUUAGCAUCAAGGCAGCUGCAAAAGAACCUGAACGGGUUAGCCGAGAGACAGGGAGGUAAAAAAAAAAAAAGUGAAAUGAGAAAGGCGAUUGUCACCGAAUGGUAUCAUCAGCAGCAGCAACGUGAUGUUGCAGAAGGGGGUGGCAUGGGGCGAAUCGGCUUGAGUAGAUGCUCAAAGAAGCUUGCCAAGGAGGACAUCCCCGAGGCAGGUGACCGUGGUGUGGCAUAUCUACUAGUGACUACUAAGAUACUACUAGUUAACUAUCAUGCUGAUGAUAACACUGAUAAAGAGUUGAAGGGAGGGGGCGCCUAA